UAAAGCCUUCCUUCCAUAAAUCAUAUUUGAUCUUUCAAGUUUUGGAGAUUGAUAUUGUUAAGGAGAAAGAUGGGAUUGGGUGGAGGAACAGAAGCUUUUCCACAUUUAGGACAACAUUGCCAACAACCUCUUUGUCAUCAGCUUGAUUUUCUUCCAUUUAACUGCAAUCGUUGCCUUAAGGUUUUCUGCGUAGAACACAGAACAUACAAGUCACAUGAUUGUCCAAAUUCAGACGACAAAAGCAGGAAGGUGAUUGUGUGUGAAAUAUGCUCCAAAUCAAUGGAAACUACAGGUCUCUCUAUGGCAGACGAAGCGGCCAUGAAAAAGAAACAUGAAAGCUCAAAAGAAUGUGACCCAUCUAAAAAGAAGAAGCCCAGAUGCCCAGUUAAACGUUGUAAGGAGCAAUUGACAUUUUCUAACACCACUGUUUGUAAAUCGUGCAAUAUUAAGGUUUGCUUAAAGCACAGGCUCCCUGCAGAUCAUGUUUGCAGGAUAGGGAAAUCAAUUGGAACAGUUUGUGGUAAUAGUAACGUAGGUAACAAGUUUUUGGUUGCUUUUGCUGCAAGAAAUGGAAAAGAUUGUGGUAGCAACAGUCAUGAGAAUGGUUCAGAUGCAACAACCAGAUCAUGCUCUGUUCAAGCUUGUUGACAGAUCACAGAUUAAUUUAGGAAUUUAUUGAGUUUGAAUUGUAACAGUUGAAUUUUAUCUGUGUGUAAUAUCAGUCUGAUAAAAUGAGGAAAAGCAGAUUUUAUUUGUACAAAAAAACAGAUUCGGGUAAUGAGGUUAUGCCCUGCCUUUUAUAGUUCUAUAAUUCUAUUAUAAACAAA
This is a messenger RNA of Amaranthus tricolor (Joseph's coat), 827 nucleotides long. RefSeq names its product zinc finger AN1 domain-containing stress-associated protein 12. The coding region runs from base 70 to 648 and encodes 192 amino acids. The record is from RefSeq and is a predicted model, not a curated record. Gene Ontology annotation, cellular component: cytoplasm. The transcript has 2 exons. Gene Ontology annotation, molecular function: zinc ion binding. Lineage: Eukaryota; Viridiplantae; Streptophyta; Magnoliopsida; Caryophyllales; Amaranthaceae.